AAUCUUCUUAUACACAUGAAUGUAAAAGAAAUGUGCUCCCUGCCACCAAUAUCUACCCUAUUGAAUCCCCAACCCUCUAAACCUGAUAAUACCUCACAGCUUGGGAUCGCUAAAGCUAAACCUAAGCCGUAUAUUGAACCUCCGUUGUGUUCUUUAGUGAUUCCCCCUUCACUAGCGUCCAA
This is a messenger RNA of Dentiscutata erythropus, 182 nucleotides long. Lineage: Eukaryota; Fungi; Glomeromycota; Glomeromycetes; Diversisporales; Gigasporaceae. The record is from the annotation of a GenBank genome assembly.